GGGUAGCUGGCUUUGGGCUCAGGACGGGGACACUCGUGUAAGUCAGCGAGGGAGCCUUGAUCUGGCCUGUCUUCCCCUCCUGGCGGCGUAAGGAGAGACGGUCGGGGCUGCUCCGCAGAGCUCUCACAGCUGUGGGGUAAGCAAAGGUUGCCUCUGACAUCCUUUGGCGAGGAGAUAACUCCACCAUGGCUUCCUGGCUCUGUGAGCCUCCAUAUUUUGUGUAACGACUCCGUGGUGAAGGCACAGAAAUCAGGGAGUAUAAACGUUUGUUCCACAGUUGCGAGCAAUGGCUCCCUUCUUACGGAUAUCUUUCAACUCAUUUGAGCUGGGACCUAUGCAGAAUGAAGGGGAGCAGCUGCAGCCCUUCUGCGCUAUAAAGAUGAAAGAAGCCUUGACAACAGAGAGAGGAAAAACUUUGGUCCAGAAGAAGCCCACCAUGUACCCAGAAUGGAAAUCUUCCUUUGAUGCCCACAUCUAUGAAGGGCGUGUCAUUCAAAUUGUUCUCAUGAAGGCAGCAGAAGACCCACUGUCUGAGGUUACUGUAGGGGUAUCAGUCUUGGCAGAGAGGUGCAAGAAGGGGAAUGGCAAAGCAGAGUUCUGGCUUGACUUGCAACCUCAAGGGAAGGUAUUGAUGGCUGUGCAAUAUCUUCUAGAAGAUACAGAUUGCAAGCAGUCAAUGAGGGAAAAUGAGGGGAUUGUGACUAUCAAUAGGAGAGGAGCUAUCAAGCAAGCCAAAAUCCAUUACAUCAAAAAUCAUGAGUUUAUUGCUACCUUCUUUGGACAGCCCACAUUUUGCUCUGUCUGUAAAGACUUCGUCUGGGGACUUAACAAGCAGGGAUACAAAUGUAGACAAUGCAAUGCUGCUAUUCAUAAGAAAUGUAUUGAUAAAAUCAUUGGGAGAUGUACUGGUACUGCAGCCAACAGCAGAGACACAAUGUUUCAGAAGGAGCGGUUCAACAUUGAUAUGCCUCAUCGAUUUAAAGUUUACAACUACAUGAGUCCCACCUUUUGUGAUCACUGCGGCAGUCUUCUCUGGGGAUUAGUUAAACAAGGAUUAAAGUGCGAAGAGUGUGGGAUGAAUGUGCACCACAAAUGUCAAAAGAAAGUGGCAAAUCUAUGUGGAAUCAACCAGAAACUAUUGGCAGAAGCUUUAAAUCAAGUUAGCCAGAAAUCGACCAGAAAAUCUGAUUCUGGGUCACUAGAAAAUGUUGGUAUUUACCAGGAUUUUGAUAAGAAAUCUAAAGCUUUGGGUGGAGAUACAACAGCAGAUAACAGCGAGUAUGAUAAGCUCUGGGAGGGAAGUACACCAAUACCAGCUUCACGAACCAGGAGAAAAUUCACCAUAGACAGCUUUGUCUUUCACAAAGUACUAGGGAAAGGAAGCUUUGGAAAGGUUCUUCUUGCUGAACUGAAAGGGAAGAAUGAAUUCUUUGCUAUUAAAGCUCUGAAAAAGGAUGUGGUGCUAAUCGAUGAUGACGUGGAAUGUACCAUGGUGGAAAAGCGGGUCCUAGCUCUUGCAUGGGAAAACCCAUUCCUUACUCACCUCUACUGCACAUUUCAAACUAAGGAUCAUCUGUUUUUUGUUAUGGAGUUCUUGAAUGGAGGAGACCUGAUGUUCCACAUACAGGAUAAGGGGCGCUUUGAUCUCUAUAGAGCAACGUUUUAUGGAGCUGAAAUAGUAUGCGGUUUACAAUUUCUUCACAGCAAAGGCAUUAUUUAUAGAGACCUCAAACUGGACAAUGUGAUGCUUGAUAAAGAAGGCCACAUCAAAAUAGCUGACUUCGGGAUGUGCAAAGAGAAUGUGGGUGGAGAGAACAGAGCAAGCACUUUCUGUGGUACCCCAGACUACAUAGCACCUGAGAUUCUUCAGGGCUUGAAGUACACAUUUUCUGUGGAUUGGUGGUCAUUUGGAGUCUUGCUGUAUGAGAUGCUUAUUGGACAAUCUCCUUUCCAUGGUGAUGAUGAGGAUGAGUUGUUCGAGUCAAUCCGAGUGGACACGCCUCACUACCCACGGUGGAUUACCAAGGAAUCGAAGGACUUAUUGGAGAAGCUCUUUGAAAGGGAUCCAACAAAAAGACUAGGAAUUACUGGGAACAUCAAGGAGCAUUCUUUCUUCAAAACCAUCAACUGGACAGCACUAGAGAAGAGAGAGGUAGAGCCCCCUUUCAAACCAAAAGUGAAAUCAGCAAGUGACUACAACAACUUUGACCGAGAGUUUCUGAGUGAGAAGGCACGGUUAUCUUACAGUGACAAAAACUUGAUUGAAUCUAUGGAUCAGUCUGCAUUUGCUGGAUUCUCUUUUAUUAACCCUAAGUUUGAACAGAUCCUGGCUAAAUAGUCUCUGAACAUUUGGAGUUAAAUAUUGUAAACAGAGGCUUCCAAACGCUCAAUGACAUGUGGUCCAACAAUGUUGUCUCUAUACCUUUCCUUCAAAAUAAUAUACAGUAGCAUGAAAAAUUUCUUACUGCUGAUUAACUGGCAGUGGUUUUUUGCAUGGUCAGGUUUGAGAUAUUAAGAAUCAUGUGCAUUAAUUGGGAAAAUGUAAAUUGCGUGUUUGGUUACUUAAAUGUAAUUAUGUAUAUGCUGUAUAUUUUGCUCUGGAAACAAGAGACAUUAGAAAAGAUUGUCAUUUUUUAAAUAUGGUUGAUGCCCUUUUAUUCAUCUUCAGUUAAAUAAUUUGAAGUUAUAUUAAACUUCUUAUGAUUUUAGCAACUACACUUUUUUCUCCAAAAUGACUCUCAUUUACUCUCAAUCUAUUGUAAAAGGUAAAUUGAGAUUAUAGAAAUGUUCCUGAUUUAAAAAGC
Messenger RNA from Gopherus evgoodei (Goodes thornscrub tortoise), 2804 nucleotides. RefSeq names its product protein kinase C delta (gene PRKCD). Lineage: Eukaryota; Metazoa; Chordata; Testudines; Testudinidae. Gene Ontology annotation, molecular function: diacylglycerol-dependent serine/threonine kinase activity; ATP binding. Gene Ontology annotation, biological process: protein phosphorylation. The transcript has 18 exons. The coding region runs from base 287 to 2338 and encodes 683 amino acids. The record is from RefSeq and is a predicted model, not a curated record.